AUGGUCUCCCAAGAUGCUCCCGCUUCUUCCGUCUCUCCGAAGACGAUGCAAAUUCCUAGGAACAAUGCCCAUGUCCCCGGGGAGUAUGAAGGGCUUGGAGUAGAGCUCGCGCAAUGCAUGACCGCAUACAACAAAAGCUUGGUGAAGGAGGGCCUUCCGGAGCCUUCCCUAUCACCCAGCAGAACUUCGCAUCUGAAGCUCAAGAGCAGCCAGGGGCUUCAAGAAAGGGCACGAAUCGUGGAGCUUGCACAGCAAAUUCUGGCCACGACUCUUGAUCCGGCCAUUAGCUUGUUCCAGAGCUCUCUCCAGUUCCACUUCUGCGCAUGCCUCAAAAUCGUCCUUGACCUCAAAGUAGGAUACGAAAUCCCCCAGCACGGCCGCAUCUCGAGAAAACAGCUGGCAAAGUCCCUCAAGGUGGAAGAAGAUCUGUUGGCGCGCGUUAUGCGCGUCGUCAUGUCCCAAUACGUGUUUUCCGAGCCCGAGUUGGGCUACUAUAGCCACACGUCCAUCUCAUGGACAAUGCAGGGCCCGACCCAGCACAAGCUUCUCCUGCAUCGUCUGGGUGUGGGAUUCCAAUCCUCCAGCCGGGAGCCGGAUGCUCUGCGUGCGGCCGGCUACCGCAACCCGCUGCCAGAUGACCUAUGUGGGUUCAACAUGGCAUUCGGUUACUCCGGAACUUACUGGAACUACAAUCACACCGUCGGAAAGGAGCGUGGUGACAGCUUUGAAGAAGCCAUGAGGGCUGUUGCUAUCAACAGUGUUUGUGAGACACCUAUUCUUUAUCCGUGGGAGACUCUGGCUGCAGACGGAGGCCUUGUAGUUGAGAUGGGCGGGGGCCUGGGCCAAGCCAGCCAAAAGAUCUUAGAGGCCUUCCCAGGCGCAGGUCUCAGUUUUGUGGUUCAGGACAAGCACGCCGUCACCUUCCGAUCUACAAAAAGCGGGACCGCUCUGAUUCUACAGCAGCACGACUUUUUCGACCCUCAGCCAGUCAGAGGAGCUGCGGCAUACCUUCUUCGCCACAUCCUAUAUCACUGGUCUGAUGACUCUUGCGUCGAAAUCUUACGCCAGAUCGCACCAGUCAUGGAAAAGCGCAGCCGUAUAUUGAUUUGCGACCAGGUUGUUCAAGACCACUCGCCCUCUCUUGCAUCUGUUUUGUAUGACGUGGAUAUGAUGACACUUUUCAACGGCAAGGCACGGAAGCUUUCUGAAUUUCGUCAAAUAUUUCAAAAGGCCGAUCCGAGAUUUUACCUACACGACAUAAAGCCGUCACAGGAAUCAUCAACCACUGUGAUAGAACUUAGGAUUACACCUGACGGGACGACUUGA
Messenger RNA from Pyricularia grisea, 1326 nucleotides. RefSeq lists its product as uncharacterized. Bases 1 to 1326 code for a protein of 441 amino acids. Lineage: Eukaryota; Fungi; Ascomycota; Sordariomycetes; Magnaporthales; Pyriculariaceae. The transcript is spliced from 3 exons. The record is from RefSeq and is a predicted model, not a curated record. Gene Ontology annotation, molecular function: O-methyltransferase activity.